UUUGCACUAUAUUCACUCUCUUGAUCACUCUUCAUCAAUGUAAUUGUAGAACCAACUUUGCUUUUCUCUGAGUCUGUAACACACCGCUUGGUAUCCAACAUGAGUGGCCAUCUCUUUCCCCUCAACACUUCGUUACGGCCAUUCCUGGUCAAGCCCUUGAGAGCAUGUGUCUACCAGUCCAUCAAGUGUUAUACCCAAGCAAGCAAGAACAACGAUCCCCGUGAUUUUAUAAAAGAGAGGGCACCUUCAACUGCUGAAGAAUUCAAAAAAAUAGCAGAGGAGAAGCUGAGGGAGGCCCAGCAAGGUGUGGCUAGUCAAGUUGCUGAAAAAGUAUAUGAUGGUACGGAAGAGGCUACUUUGGGUGACAAAAAUCAAGAAUCUGUCAAGAACAGGUACAAGGAACAUGAACGUGGAGCUGAUUACCGCAAGAGAGGGGAUGGGCCUGAUGGAGGAGUUAGAGCAUUUUCCAGCAAGGCCUAGCUAAUGGCUACAUGUAAUCUGAUCAGAAAAUUAUUAGAUACUUGCGAAGUCAUGUGGUAUUUCGUCAACCUAUCACAUUUAUGAUGACAUGAGAUCCACCAUGAAUGUGAGAAGAGAGAGCAUCGCGUCACUGUACUUGAAGAGUACUUAAUAGAUACUCGUCAAUCAGUGUUGCUUGAAGUUAUCUACAUUAUUUAGUUAAUGACUAAAUUUCCUGUAUAAAAAUGGAAUGAUGAUGUAGAGUUUGGGAAUAAGGCAAUAAAUGCUUGUUUGGUUAAGAAAAAAAAAAGUGGUGUUUUCAGUAUUCAUUUU
This is a messenger RNA of Quercus lobata, 792 nucleotides long. RefSeq lists its product as uncharacterized. Lineage: Eukaryota; Viridiplantae; Streptophyta; Magnoliopsida; Fagales; Fagaceae. The transcript is spliced from 3 exons. The record is from RefSeq and is a predicted model, not a curated record. Bases 100 to 480 code for a protein of 126 amino acids.